ACAUUGUCGCUGAUUGGCUGACAGCCACGCCUCUUCCUCCAAUGUGGCGGGAGCUCAAGCCUCACUAUAAUCGUGUUAUAAAACUUCCAGAAGCGGUAUUAAAAAGGCUUAUCAAGAAAGUUAAGAUGACAAGAAAUGAAAAUUCAAAGAGGAAACGGCUCAACACAGCUGCCAAACAAGAGAAUAUUUCCCUGCCAUCAUACCACAGUUUCCCAGAUGCUGCUGAAGUGGUGCUGCUCCGUUCCCACCUUUUAAACUGGUAUGACAAAGAGCAGAGGACACUGCCAUGGAGGACACUGGCAAGGACAGAAGAAGACCUGAACAUCAGAACAUACGGAGUGUGGGUAUCAGAAAUCAUGUUGCAGCAGACUCAAGUUGUAACCGUUAUCGACUAUUAUAACAAAUGGAUAAAACGGUGGCCAACAGUACAGGAUCUAGCAGCUGCCACACAAGAGGAAGUGAACCAGAUGUGGGCAGGGCUUGGCUACUAUUCUCGAGGCAAAAGACUUUAUGAAGGAGCUCAAAAGGUGGUUUGUAAGUUAAAUGGACAAAUGCCUCAGACAGUGGAAAGUCUUAUAAAACAACUGCCAGGGGUUGGACGUUAUACUGCUGCUGCUAUUGGCUCUAUUGCACUUGGACAGGUUACAGGAGCAGUGGAUGGAAAUGUGAUUCGUGUGUUAUGUCGCUUGCGAGCUAUUGGAGCGGAUAGCACAAGUCCUGCUGUAACAGAGGCACUAUGGAAUAUAGUUAAUUUGCUUGUUGACCCAAGCAGACCAGGAGACUUUAACCAGGCCAUGAUGGAGCUGGGGGCCCGAGUUUGCACUCCUAAAGCUCCUCUCUGCAACCAGUGUCCCAUACAGUCUCACUGUCGCUCCUAUCAAAAGGUUAAUUACACACAAGAACAAAACACUACUAAGCUUGUGGGUAAGACAAGAAAGAGAUCUCCAUCUGUUCCUGACAUAGAGGAAUGUGUGGACAGUGGUGCAUGCCUACUAUGUCCCUCUGAACCCUGGGAAAAUGAGCUUGGGGUCAUGAACUUUCCCAGAAAACCAGCAAAGAAGCCCCCACGAGUAGAGAGGACACUCACCUGUUUGGUCAUCAGACGUGGAGGAGAUGGACAGGACGAGUACCUGCUCACACGAAGACCCAACAAAGGUUUGCUGGCUGGUUUAUGGCAAUUUCCCAGUCUCUUAGAAGUCGAAAGCUCUGAUGUUGAACAGAAGAGGGCGCUGCUGUGCAGUGAGAUCGGCAGAAUUCUGGGAACAGUCUUUCCUGAAAAUCACAUUCAGUUUGUUGGAGAGGUGGUUCACAUCUUCUCACACAUCCAUCAGACUUAUGUUGUGCACAGUGUCCGUUUAAAUGACCUGAGCUACGAGGACCUCAGAGAAAACGCUCAGUGGCUCAGCAGAUCAGCUCUACUGGAGGCAGCAGUUUCAACAGGAGUGAAAAAGAUUUUGAAGGUUUAUGAUUCAGUGGAGAGUGACAAACGUCAAACCACAAAUGAACCAAAAAAGAAGAAAAUGGCAGAUUUGAAGAAUAAUGUGAAAUCUAAAGGCAAACAUUGUGCAGCUAAAAGUGACAGUAAACAGCUCUCUCUGACGUCUUUCUUCAAAAACACCAAAAAGGAAAACUUAUGAAUUGUAACCUUCAUGUACAAUACUAUUAUG
Molecule: messenger RNA, 1667 nt
Organism: Periophthalmus magnuspinnatus
Lineage: Eukaryota; Metazoa; Chordata; Actinopteri; Gobiiformes; Gobiidae
Gene: mutyh
Product: mutY DNA glycosylase
Exons: 15
Coding region: 42-1637 (531 amino acids)
Biological process (GO): base-excision repair; mismatch repair
Cellular component (GO): nucleus
Molecular function (GO): oxidized purine DNA binding; 4 iron, 4 sulfur cluster binding; adenine/guanine mispair binding
Source: RefSeq, a predicted model, not a curated record